AGUUGAUAGAAUGACCGUUUUCAGCUGCGCUGAUGGUGUGCAUGUAUGGGGGGAGGAUUGCUUCUGUUCUGUGCGCAAUCCCCACCGUUCCCUGAAAAUUCAUGGAGCGGAGGGGAAAGGGCACCUUCCAGAGUCCCUCCAGUCGAUUUAGAAUAGUGGUGUAAGUCAAGAUGGAUGCUUCAUUUGCUCCAUAAAAUGCGAGUAUGGAUUUCCCCGCGUGAUUUCCCUUCCAACUGCCGCGAACGAAGGCACAAGAAAUUUCAAACAUCUCCACAUUUUUAAUCCCAAAAAUUAUGACAGUGUUAGCGCAUGAUUAUAUCGUGAUUAAUAUGUGGAGUUAUGACUGAUAAAUCUGCCAGUGAAAUACACUCGUACUACAAUGGUGGAUAACAAUUGCAUUAUCGAGGGGAAUGUCAAAUUCCGGGACGGCAAGAAAUGGAAGUCACGGUGGUGCGUCAUGCGAAAACUGUCGCCAGUCGCAGACUGUCUACAUCUGCAACUGUACGGAGACAGCAAGGACAGAUACAAGCAGGGGCAGACUAAGGCAUCUUUGAGCUUGCAGCACUUUUUGGGAAUUGAAAGUGGCUUGACGCUGGAUAAAGAGUCUAAUACAGUCGCAAUCAUUUGUCAGGAUUUAAUCGUUGUUUUGGCUUUCGACACGAGGGAGAGAUUGAUACAGUGGCAGGUCAAAAUCUCAAGUAAUCUGGGGGAAGAUCAACAGUUUCUAGUGCUGAUAUCAACAGCCCCAGCGAAAGCUAAAGUAACAACGGGCCCAGCCCACUUGCACAUCCAGGAUGGCCGUUUCUGCAUAACAGUGGGUGUUCCCCCGCGUUUAAUCGGCGUCUGGGAGAUAGCCCACCUCCGUCGUUAUGGGGUAGUAGAAGGACGAUUUUGUUUUGAAGGUGGAUCACGAUGUGGUCGUGGUGAAGGGUUGCACGUGCUCAUAACAGAUCAGGGUGACGAUAUAGUGAGGAGCCUGCAGCUGGCGGCUGAGGGUAAGCUAUCAUCCCGUAAGCGCCCGUUGGCACGUGAAUUAUCAAUCCAGGACAGCCCGAGACGCCAGUUCUCACGGAGUGAUACACGUGCCAGUGAUUUUUUCCCCCCAACUGUUUACUCAACCUCGACAUACAAAGAGGACAUAGAAAUUCCAAAAACCGAGACUUCGCCUUGUUGGUCGUCGACUGAGAGCCGUCACAAUGGCGAAUUGGACGGUGACUAUUCGUGCCGUGAGGUGGGAGGUUCUACAAAUGAGUUAGUCGAUAAGAGUGAAGCACCCGAAUGGCGAAGUACCUUGCCAAGGCAGCACAAUUCAGUGCUAGAGCGCUGUGCAAGCUGUAUAAGUAAACUCGGUGCUGUCUCCAAGACAUCAGCAUUCGUCAGCCCCUCAGGCGGCUCCAUCAAUCCCCCCAAGGGCUUCGACAGGCUCUCCUUAUCGUCAUACAGCACGAGUAGCCACGACAGUGACUACUCAGCAUUUCCGGGAGCAAUAACCGAUACCGCGAUCCCUAAAAAUGACGAUAGCCCCCAGCAAUUGAGCCCCAAGGACACGGUAGAUCUUCCCCUUCCACCACGAGUGCCACCCAGCCAACGGGUGAAUAAGCCGAAAAAACCACCGAUGCCAUUACCGGAAAAAAUCUGUACAUGCAGUACUGCCAACACCCAUCAACCCCGCAAGCCCGACCCCUACGAGAAUUAUGACAUACCCCGAACAAUUCUCGCUCAUCACAUGUCCCUCGAGCCACCCCAGAGCCAGGAUCAGUACUACGAUACUCCACGAAAGAUAAAGGAGUGCCUUGCGUUACCAAAGAAUCAAAAUAAUUAUCCAAAUUACGAUACGCCUUAUAAUGCACAAGCCGUUGUACUUCAACAAUGUGGUUGUCCCAAUAAGUUACCAGCCCAGUCACCGAGAUCAGUAUGUCCCUGUCACAAUGUCAUGAGCUGGGCUGGCUUUGUUCUGCCAUACUGUCGGCGUGGCGCUGGAAUAGAGUCGACAGGAGUGACAGUGCAUCCGAUAAAACUAUCUGGCCAGGGAAAAAUGCCGGUUGUCAAUGCCAGCGGGGAAGUGGCAAUUUUUCCCCUGUCAACGAAGAACUCUCUGGGAAAGACCGAAACGGAUAAAUCCGCUGGUAAUAAUUACGAGAACCUCUCGCCGGUCAUCGAGAAACAGCCGGAAUUGAAGGCCAUCAACUACGUGAACAUCGACUUCAGUGAGUCGUUGGAGCAUUACGAAAAUAGCCGGGAUGUUAUUACGAAGAGUGGGAUCACACAGGAGGAGAUUCGAGAGAUCGCUUGUGAGCUCAAGUCUGAUGGGGAGGAUGAUAAGUCGGGAGGUGAUGAGAAGUUCAAGGCUCCUGAGGAGAUCUGCAAUAAGUGUGGUCACGCGAAGGAGAACUCGCCCGACUAUCUCCUCAUGGACCCAGACAAGCAGUUGAUCAAGAAGACGUUCUCGAGCUAUCUUCCGAUGCAGCCGGCUCACAACCACUGCUCGAAGGAAGUUCUCUCGCGCAUCUACAAUGGUACAAAGUCCUCGAGUAAUCCGACCUUGUUCGGUCCAACGACGAGCGAAUUGGGGAGUAGCAGAAAGCGUUCUGACUCGGAAUUGAGAAUCCCAGGAUCGGCAAUGCUGUCUAGCCCCUACCUGAGGCGUCGGCUGAUCGAUCCGACUCAGGCCAUCGAGUCCAGCGCCAGUUUGGAGAUACUCUGGAGGAAACGAUCGUAUUCAGCUGAGUCGACACAUUAUCAGACGCCGGAGGACUCGAGCCAGGGCUUCUCAUCGGCCUUGGAGAUUCACAAGUGUCCGAGCGAGACGAACAAAGUCGUCGCUAAGAACGAAGAGAGUUCAGUAGCCUCUCAGCCGUUCUCCAUCAAGAUCAGAAGGUCAUCGUCAGUUCCCUCGAAAACCGGUCAUAAUCGGGAUUCCUCCAGCAGCAAUGACUCGGGAGUUUCCACUGGAUCUCUCAGCCAUCGUAACGCUGAGUUUGUGGAGUUUGAGUUGUCCCUCGCCCCCAUCAAUUCGGCUAGGAAGCAAAAUAUUCUCACAGUCUGCAGGAAGAGCCCUCCCCCGAUCUGCUAUCACAGCAGUCUCCCGCGGAAGUCCAAGUCCAGUGAUCCUCUGAGGGAGCUGUCCUUCCAAUUUCAAAAGAUCCAGGUGCCGACAAAAUCGUCAUCAGCGGAAGGAGAAAUACCCGGGUGUCUACCGAAGACUGCGGCCAAGGGCUUCAGCAGUCCUGGGGAAACGUCUGGGACGCCUUACAUCGAUUCGCGGAGCACUAGCAGCGGUACGUCCGAUAUGUCUGAUUACAUUGAGACACUCUCUCUGUCUUCACAUUCGUCGUCGGACGCACCGGACAGCCUCAGGGGACAGGGUGGGCGGGCGGUCACCACGACUUUGAGACCGAGGAGCGGAAAGGAGUACUAUAAGAUUGAUCGAGCCAUACUCAAUGACCAAGCUAGGUCCAGCAAUGCACAGCAGAACUAUCCGAACAUCACUCCAGUCAUGGAGAAGAGUGAGUCACCCUCCCCUGGGUACAUGAGCUCUUCUCCGUUUGAACAGCCGCAGACCUCGAGGCAACGAUUUUUAUUCCCUGAGGUGAGUGAUAUUUGAAUUGACGCGGGUUCUGGCGAUAGUUCGGAGGGGAUGGGUGAAACACGGUGAGGGUUUUCAUGCGGGGGGACGUCUCGUGCUCCGUGAACAUCGUUCUGGAAAGGUCAGGAUGCAUUUCGCAGAUUGCGGAAAUGCCUCGAUAAUGAAAAAAAUGAGGAAUUUGAUAUGAUACUUCUUACGGCUUUGAUAAGUUAAGACCGUUUGCAUAUACGAAAAAGUCUGUAGGAUUUCCUAUGGGGUUUUCAUUAGGAUGGGAAAUCUGGGAGAAAUCUGAUUGCAUUUCCUCUAUAAUAUUUAUUACAGAAUUUUCCACAGGAAAUUUUAUAGAGAAUUCCAAUAUUCCCCAUUGAUACAAGAUUUCCAUCUAGGAAACUCCCACAGGUUGUUCUAUAGAUAAUUCUGUAGGCCAUUCUGUAGAAUUUUUUUGAAGGGGCCCUUUAAACCGAUUUCUUCACAGAAAAGAUAAAAAAAUAAUAAUGUACUGAAACACGCCAAUUAUCGUCACUGCCAACAUUUUUUCAAUUACGAGUUCAAGUUUUUUUUUUUUAAAUAUAUGUCUUCCCGUAGACAAAUUUUUACUAUCACUCAACUGUCAAUCGCUUCUAUAAAAUACAGAAUUUAAUUAUUUCUUAAAUAUGCUCAAUUCGAAAUGAUAGUAGUUGUAUAGUAUGAAUCCUGCCCUAGGUUUAAAAACUAAAGAAACAAAAAAAUACGUAAUUGUGUCUCAUACUUUCGACGAUAUCAUAGAUAUCAUUUUUUUUGGAAAACAAUUUUUUUCUCGUGAAGUGUAAAAAAUGGAGAAGUUGUGUUGAGAACGUCCAACAGGGUUUUUACUCGAUCUGACUGUUUUAUAAAAAAAAAUGCUACUGCCAUCUCGAUAAAUAUACAUUUUACUCCGUGAGGAUAGUGAUGACGUUCGUGAUUGAUAGCUAUUGCUGAAAUGUGGCAUUAUUCAUUCCUAUUUAAGCACAGUUGACUAUUGCAUUAUGUUUUCCAUAAUUUAUGUAUUAUUUAUUCGCACUUUUAUAUAGAUUUUUCUUGUUAGCUGAUACGGGUUUUGCUACUGAGUUCCGAGGGAAUUGCAGGAAUUUUCCGGGUAUUCCGAAGAAUUCUGGUAAUGUCUAGGAAUUUCUGAAGUAUGUAGGGCAUUUCUAGAAAUUCCGAAGCAAUACAAGUGAUUUUUAGAAACUGCCAGACAGGUGAAACGAUGAUAAACGUAUCCACGUACAAUUACAGCUGUAUCCCACAUACAGCCGCUGGGUGAUUUUUUAUAUACAGUUUUUACAAUUGCUUAACGCCAUAUAUUAAUUAUUCAUUUAAAAAAUGAUGGUUUCAUCAUUUUCUCGAUCUGAUUCCAAACAAAACAUGUCAAUAGUGACAAUAAUUUGACUAAUAUCAAAAAAACGAGCGAAACUCAAAGAUAGAAAAAUAAUUGACUAUUGAAAGACGGAAAAGCCGCUUGCUUCAGUUGAUUUUGCUUCGUUACUGUAAUUAAUAUAGACGCACAUUGAAAUACACGAGCAAGCAAUCCUACGUCAGGAUAUUAAAUAAUGGAAAACCGCACCGAUGGAGAUGAACCACAAUGGGAAUAAACGAAAAAGUAUUAAAGUAGUAUUACCACAAGACUGAGAAACUAAUGAGGCUGUGGUUUCGUAAUGAAGUGGAAUGAAGAAUUGAAAAUUUCAGCUGAAAUAUUAAAUUUCAAAAGUCUGAGAUUAUUUUAAAAUUUUAAACAAAUAAUUUUUCUUAUUCCCUUCGAUUACAAAAUCAUCAUGAGCGCAUGAAAAAAUUUAUUGAAUCAAUAGAUGAAAAAAAUCAACGGGAACACUUAUCUAUAUCUUUUUAAUAAUUUUUGAUUCGAUUUUACAUUUAAAAAUGUUUACAAAAUAAUUCUCCUGAUGCAUCGAUAGAUGUGAAAAAACAAUCGAGAGCCACGUGAAAUAUUUCAGGUACACGGUACGACCUUAGCAUUAAGACUGGAUGAUCGAAUGUUGUAUUUCGCAUCCGUUUGGAUUCUAAAAAUCCUGGGAUCCCUAGAUUCCAAGGUAUUAAAUGAAAAACGAUCGUAGGCAUGAUUAGUCCAUAAAUUGAAAAUUACUCCUAAAAAUAUUAUAUCGAUAAUUAUAAUGCUACCACCUUAAUUUAUGGUGAUUCCCAAUUAUGUUUCAACGAUUACUGAUGGACGCAUGUCCACAAUCCACUCGUUUUUAAGUUAAAACGGCCUAUUUUUGAAACGUCGCAACGAACAAAAAAAAUGAAAGAUACUGCUGAUGAAUGAUUAAUUGGGAGUCACAUUCAUUCUAAAUGCUAGUCAACAAGUUUAAGUACUAUAGCUAUAAUAUAUUUUUAUCGCGAGUGGGACAACGUAGUACUAAAAAGCCAGAUACAGAUUAUAUGGUUCCAGCACGAAACUCGCUUGGAAAAAGUUUUUUGGUGACAAUUCUUGGGUAGGAAUUCUUUUAAAAAAAACUUCCCGAAAAAUUUCUUUGGGAAAACCGAUGGCUAAAGCAGAAACAACAGUAAGGAAAUGAAUAAUAAACACAGACUAAAAAAAUCCAAAGAAUUUUUUUCGAAAAAAUUUUGUGCGGAGACCGAUUACAAUUAUGAAGUAGAACGAUGGAGAUAAUUAUUCAGCCGAGUUUAAUGAGAAGAUGGAGAGAAAAUGCCCUUUUCCAUCGUCUUGUCGUUUUACUCGACAGAAAAUUAAAUUGGACAAUGCAAUUUCCACACGGAGAGAAAUAUUCAGUAAAAAUUAUUAAACUAUCGACCUAAUAGACAAUAGGGCUUUGUUUUUAGUAACCCGAACCAAUUACCAAAUUAUCACAAAAAGCAAAACAUGGCAAUGUCCAGGCAUUUUUAUGGAGCUCAUAGAUUCCCGUAGAGUUCACGUAUUUUUUUCUGUUAAUUUUUAUUGAAUUUUUCUCGCCGUUCAUCGAUUUACACGAAUGCUAUAGAUUAAUCACAGCUUAUUGCUAGUAUGGGAUUCGAUAAUCGCGUUUGGAGAAUUCUCGAGCUUGAUCAAAUAUAAAGAAUAAUAAAAAAAAGAUAAUCACAAAUUUGAAAGUCCAAUCAUCACGAUGCAGGAGAUUAUGAAGUGUAUACUGGCUUUUAACGAACCAUAUCUUUAAAAUAAUUAAGUACCAAUGAUAUUGGAAUUGAGAGGUCUCGGGGAUGGGAGAAAUUACUGACAUGCGAAAGAAACUCAGUGUCAUGAAUUCUCAGUGAUUCAAGAUAUUGUCGCACCCAUCUGGUAUUUUUUGAACGCCUCGAAUAAUUAUUCAUCAUCUUCAAAUCACCCUCACCUCACUCUUGCAAUUUUCUGCGGAGUGAGAAAAUUUUUUAAGUAAUUUUCCAGAUUCCCCUCUCCUCUCUUGGCCGAGAUUUCAUUUCAUUUCAACAGUUUUUCUCAACCCUCGAGAUCUCUUAAUGAAGUAAUUGAUCCGGAAUUGUCCGGUUACCGUAGAUUUCAUGUAAAUAUUCGUGAGUAGCAAUUUUUCGAUUUUUUAAAAAUUUAUCCUCUCGUUUUAAGGGAUCGAUGCCAACUGAUUUUUCAUUGUUGUAAAUAAAUAAAAAAAUGAACUGUAUAAUUUUGAUGAUUCUUAAGCGUCUGUUGCGAGAAGCGAUUGUGUGAAAGUCUCUCAUUUGCUCGGUGAAUUGAUAAGAGUCGAUUGUAAUUGAACGAGUGAAUUCCCUAUUUAUUUAUCAAAUUAUUUGCACGAUCGCUUCUUAACAUUUGCUCAUACUAUUGUAUUAGAUUCGGGAGCAUCGCAGAUGCUCCCAAUUCGACUUCUAAGAGCCAUACCAAAAUAUUUAUUUCAAUUCAUUAGAUUUAUUGAAUUGAAUGACGAUCAUGUUCUCCAAUCAUGCAAGCACAAUAACGUUAUAAAGUGAAUGAGAAAGAGAGAUGUUUUAUUAAAUUAUUUCUGAGUGAAACACACUGCGUGUAGAGUUACGAAAUGUCAAGGGAAUUGUAGUGAAUGAAAUUUUUUGGUUAUUAAUACAGAGUAGAAGAAAUAAACAUCGA
Diachasmimorpha longicaudata is the source of this 7628-nucleotide messenger RNA. RefSeq lists its product as uncharacterized. Gene Ontology annotation, molecular function: protein kinase binding. The transcript is spliced from 4 exons. Gene Ontology annotation, biological process: positive regulation of protein tyrosine kinase activity; neuromuscular junction development. Bases 380 to 3604 code for a protein of 1074 amino acids. NCBI's taxonomy places the organism in Eukaryota, Metazoa, Arthropoda, Insecta, Hymenoptera, Braconidae. The record is from RefSeq and is a predicted model, not a curated record.